AUGGAUGUUUCUGUAUGUCGGGGUGAUCAACACACCGUCUCCAACUGCCCCAAAAGACGAAUCGUUACCCCAGCCCGUCAGGAACAGAACAGAGUCGCACAACGAGCAUAUCGGCAAAGACAGAGAGAACUCCGAAAGCGUGGCAUUGCUCAUGGCGGGUCGGCAAGAAGACUUGCGCCUCAACCAUCAAGCCCGUUAUCAGACAGCUCGCUUGACACUAGCUCUGGGGACAGGACAGGAGAAGAUGCUCUACCACCUGCAGUGCAACUAUCAGCCGACAGCCGUAUGAUUAACCCAUCGUCUCUGUUACCCGCCGAUCCAGUAAUGAACGCCAUCCAGACUCCUCAAGACACCAUUCGGAUGGCAGUGCUCAACAAUGCUCGCUGCCUAGGGUUUGAUCUUGAAAGACUGGCCAAAUGUGGAGGGUCAUACAUGUCACCAUUUUUCAAGUCCAUUCAAGCCCAUGACCGUCCGCAAGAAUUAGUUGCCUCGGUGUUCAACACAUCAAUUCCAAUCCAUCUUCAACCCACUAUGGCCCAGAUUCUUGUCCCUCAUCACGCCAGUCUGGAUCUAAUACCAUUGCCGCUCCUUCGUGAGCGUGCUAUUAUGAUGUCAUUUGCUAUGCCCGAUACAUUUGACCUCUGGGAUUUGAAGUUGGAUAUUUACACAAGACAUGGACUUGUCUGUCGGCAUUCUCGCGCUGAGGUAGCCUGUCAUCCGUGGGAGCAGAAGAGUUGGGAGGUAAUGCCGUGGUUUCUCAAGAAAUGGAGUGCUACAAGCGAAUAA
Molecule: messenger RNA, 786 nt
Organism: Penicillium paradoxum
Lineage: Eukaryota; Fungi; Ascomycota; Eurotiomycetes; Eurotiales; Aspergillaceae
Exons: 2
Coding region: 1-786 (261 amino acids)
Source: RefSeq, a predicted model, not a curated record